Messenger RNA from Motacilla alba alba, 7309 nucleotides. It is a transcript of the gene STEAP2, whose product is annotated as STEAP2 metalloreductase. The record is from RefSeq and is a predicted model, not a curated record. Gene Ontology annotation, cellular component: endosome; plasma membrane. Gene Ontology annotation, molecular function: ferric-chelate reductase (NADPH) activity; cupric reductase (NADH) activity. Lineage: Eukaryota; Metazoa; Chordata; Aves; Passeriformes; Motacillidae. Gene Ontology annotation, biological process: copper ion import. The transcript has 6 exons. Bases 218 to 1687 code for a protein of 489 amino acids.
GCCCGAGUGCGAGGAGGAGCGGCGGCGGCGCGGUGCUCCUGCCGGGCGGGCGGAGCUGGAGAUGCCGGCCCGGACCAGGGCCCCGCCGAGCUGCUCCGGGCUGGAUCUCCGCACCGCGCUGCCGCCCGCCAGCCCGCCCGGGGGGCAGCGGCCCGCGCCCGGCCUCCCGCGCCUCAGCCCGCGCCCCAAGUCAUUGUAGGUUUGGUGUCUUGGAAGUAUGGAAUCAAUCUCUAUGAUGGGGAGUCCCAAGAACCUCAAUGAAACUUUUCUACCAAAUGCUGCCAAUGGCAUCAAGGAUGCCAGUAAGGUCACAAUAGGAAUCAUUGGAAGCGGAGACUUCGCUAAGUCAUUGACAAUCAGACUUAUCAGAUGUGGGUACCACGUGGUCGUAGGGAGCAGAAACCCUAAACACGCUGCUGACUUCUUUCCCCAUGUGGUUGAUGUCACUCACCAUGAAGAUGCAGUAGCUAAAACAAACAUCAUUUUUGUAGCCAUACACAGAGAACAUUACACCUCUUUAUGGGAUCUCAAACAUUUACUUGCUGGUAAAAUUCUGAUUGAUGUCAGCAAUAAUACAAGAGUAGACCAGUAUCCAGACUCCAAUGCAGAGUAUUUGGCAUCACUUUUUCCCGAUUCCCUAAUUGUCAAAGGAUUCAAUGUCAUUUCAGCUUGGUCACUCCAGUUAGGACCAAAGGAUGCCAGCAGACAGGUCUAUAUAUGCAGUAACAAUGUUCAGGCUCGCCAUCAAGUUAUUGAGCUUGCGCGUCAGCUCAGUUUCAUUCCUAUUGAUUUGGGGGCAUUGUCAUCUUCAAGGGAGAUUGAAAACCUACCUCUGCGACUGUUCACCCUGUGGAAGGGGCCUGUACUGAUUGCCAUUAGCCUGGCAACAUUUUUCUUCAUCUAUUCUUUUGUCAGAGAUGUCAUCCAUCCGUACAUGAGGAAUCAGCAGAGUGACUUUUACAAGAUUCCCAUUGAGAUUGUGAACAAGACCCUGCCAAUUGUUGCUAUCACUUUGCUUUCUCUAGUAUAUUUAUCAGGACUUAUUGCAGCUGCUUAUCAGCUUUACUAUGGCACUAAGUACCGGCGCUUUCCUCCUUGGCUGGACAGCUGGCUCCAGUGUCGAAAGCAGCUUGGACUGCUGAGUUUUUUCUUUGCAACAGUGCAUGUGGUCUACAGCCUCUGCUUGCCCAUGAGGAGAUCAGAGCGGUACUUGUUCCUCAACAUGGCAUAUCAACAGGUUCAUGCAAAUAUUGAAAAUUCUUGGAAUGAGGAAGAAGUGUGGCGAAUUGAAAUGUAUAUCUCCUUUGGAAUAAUGAGUCUUGGAUUGCUUUCCUUGCUGGCAGUAACUUCCAUCCCUUCAGUAAACAGUGCCUUAAACUGGAGGGAGUUCAAUUUUAUUCAGUCUACACUUGGAUACAUUGCUCUGCUUAUAAGUACUUUCCAUGUACUGAUUUAUGGAUGGAAGAGAGCUUUUGAAGAAGAGUAUUACAGAUUUUAUACACCACCAAAUUUUGUUCUUGCCCUUGUUCUGCCUUCCAUUGUAAUUCUAGGUAAGAUCAUCUUACUUUUGCCAUGUGUAAGUAGGAAACUGAGGAGAAUUCGAAGAGGAUGGGAGAAAAGCCAUGUUAUAGAAGAAGUAAGUGGGUCUGUUCCACAUCUCUCCCCAGAAAGGAUAACUGUAAUGUGAUGAUAUUUGUUAACACUGUUGUACAUGUUUGGGCUUUGGGUUUUUCGUCUGUGUCAAAUAAACUUGCAUUUUUAGGAGUUUAGCUAAGUAGGAGUAUUUGUAAGUCUCUUGCUUGACAUAUAGUACAAGCUCUUAACCAAACUAUGAGAAGUUUGUAACUAGAAGACCACUAUUUCUGAUAACUACAACAAUAUUUUUGUUUUGGAUUACAGAGGGCAGAUGAUUAUGAAAUUAAAAAAAAAAAUCAUGUUCCUUUGCACAGUUAUAUCACAAUAAUAUUUUAUUAGAACCAGGCUUUACAGAUAUUUUUUGCCUUAGAGCAUAUUUGUCUGAGUGCUCCUUACUAAUAUGGCAUUUUCUGGGCAGUGUUUCUUCUAUUAAUACCACAUUUCUGGGUUAAUGAGUUCAGAAUAUAAAGUAAAUUAUUUAGGAAAUAACUAAGGUUUGAAACAAAUUAAUUUGUAAUGAUCACAGAAUCACAGAAUGGUUUGAGUUGGAAGGGACCUUGAAGAUCAGGAAGUUCCAAUGCCACUGUCAUGGGCCUUAACAACUUUCACUAGACCAAGUUGUUCAAAGCCCCAUCCAACCUGGCCUUGAACACUUCCAGGGAUGGGGCAUCCACAACUUCUGCGGACAACCUGUGCUAGUGCCUCACCACCCUCACAGUAAAGAAUUUCCUCCAAAGAUAUAAAUCUAAACCAACUCAUUUAGUUUAUAGCCAUUCCCCCUUGUCCUACAUGCUAUUGCCCUCUCCAGCUCUCUUGUAGGCUCCCUUCAGGAACUGGAAAGCUGCAAUUAGGUCACCCCUAAGCCAUCCCUUCCAGGAUCCCUUCCAAUUCUCUCCACCUUUCCUCACAGAAGAGGCUUCCCAGCCCUCUGACCAUCUCGGUGGCCCUGCUCUGGACUCCAGCAGGUCCAUGUCCUUCUUGUGCUGGGACCCCAGAGCUGGGUGCCGUGUUCCAGGUGGGGUUUCUCUCCCCAGAGCAGAGCAGAGGGACAAAACCUCCCUGCCCUGCUGGCCACGCUGCUUUUGGUGCAGCCCAGGACACGUUUGGCUCUCUGGGCUGUGAGUGCACAUGGCCAGGUCACAUCCAGCCUCUCAUCCACCAGCACCCCCAGGUCCUUCUGGGCAGGGCUGCUCUCAAUCCCUUCAUCCCCAGCCUGUAUGGAUAUUGGGGGUUACCCCAGCCCAGGUGCAGCACCUUGCACUUGGACAAGUGUAUUGCACAUGUACAGUAUAUUUAUUUGUGUGUGGUUUUACACCAUUACAUGAUUGGAAUAUGCAAACCCAGUCUCAAUUAUGGUGUGACUGUACAUCUUGUAAGCAAAGGGUAUUGUACUAAACCAUCUUCUUUUUUCAAAGUAUUAAGUAGGAUUUUAGAUCUUUGGCAUCUCUUUAUUUCCAUGCAUCAUAUAAUGAAGAUUCAAAACAGUGCUAUACAUUUAUAGAAAGAUAAGUGUGUAAACUAGUUUUUGAUUUUUUAAUGACUUUAAAAUAUGUGGAAAUAUUUUAAAACAAAAAGAAAAGCUGAGAAUUCAGCAACAAUAAAAAUCCAUUUUCACUGUGAAACUUCCAAUAUAUUGGAAGUGUCACAAUACUCAUGUUCUGUAUGUGUCUACACUGGAGUUUCAGUUAUUAUAUAUGAAUUUCCCAGAAUGUGUCUUAAAUUCUUAGUAUCUUUUUGUGCAAAUCCAAUCUUCUAUUUUUAUAUAAAGGUCUAACUUUUACAAGUGUCUCUGGGAUAUGCCUGAAGUUUUGAGAAACCAAAUUAUUAUUAUUAUACUUAAAAAUCACUAAACAUUGACAUUUGCAUUUGCUGUUGGUUUCUAAAUAAUGUUCACAAUUACUUGUUACUACUGCUAUGUCAGUAGUAAUUGCUCUUCUCUCACAAAACAACCAAACUCAACUCAUACCUUCAGGCUGCUACUGCUUAAUUAACAGAACUUCUAUUUCAGUGACUCAGAUUGUGUAUUUGGUCCUAAUUUUCUUGUAUUAAAUUAUAUAUUUUCUUAUCUAUAUUUGCAUUGUUUAAAAGCUCUAGUUUUCUUAGCUGAACCUUCUCUUAUUAUUUAUUGCUUUGAAAGAAUUUGUCCUAUCAUGUAUCAGAAAUACAUAGAAUUAAGCUUGAAUUUAUCCUUAAACAUCACUGGUCCUGUCAAUCUCAUUAUCUCUGCUUGUAAUGAAAUCAACAGCUUCACAGAAAAAGAAGAUUCUAGAAUCAAACUUUGCCCCCAGUUAUGCCAACCUAAGCCUAAAGAAUUCAGGUUAGUUGUUCUUAAAUUAAUUUAAAAUUCUAAAUAUCUACAACAAUUUUAUUUUUAUUCUAGUAUCCAAAUUCCCCAAACUUACCCAUCAACCCUGUGUAUAUUCUGGGUUUGUUACAAAAUGAGAGACAGUUGAACUUCCUUUCAUUUUAAGCUUGUUCAAAUCUAGAGAUGAAAAAUAAAAUGCCUGCAUGAUGUUUUUUCAGAAUUAAAGUAUUUUUAUAUGUCUUUAGACAUAUUUUAUAUUGAAUGAGAGGCCAAUGGAUUCUUGAAAAUGGAGGUUUGUGAAUACAUUUUUUUGAAAAAAACAACUGUUACGUGGGUCAACAGAUAUUUGAUACUUUAUUUUAGUUCACAAAUUUUCAAUUUCAAGUAGCUGGAAAGCUCAUAUUAUCCUCCUUUUUAAGCCUUGGUGAGGAGUCAGUUGCAAGGAAAAUAAUUAGUUUUAUUUCUCCAUUUUUGGAAAAAUAAAUUAUAAUAACAGCAAUAAUUGGUCAGGCUAAGGUCUUUGAGACUUGUCUCCAGUAGCUUACAAGUGGUAGAUGCUUCUAAAAAGAAAGCAAGUGUCCAGUGAUUUUUUUCCUAACACAACUUCUCAGCCUCUUGGAAAUCAAUAAUUUUGGAUUUAUUUGAGACAGGUGCUGCCUCUGGAUUACUGUAUUUCAUAGGUGCGUCCUCCAAAACUUUAUCAAACUUUUUAGAAAUCUGAAACUCUCUUAUUUUUUCAACAGAAAAAUAAAUAAGGAAAAAAAGGUUCAAUAAAUCUAUCAAAUAAAUAAAUAAAUAUUUGCAUUCUUUCUUUUUUCCAAAACCCAAUAAGUUUGUGUCAGGGUAUUUAUUUUAUUGUUCCUCCUCCAAGAUGCAGCUGAGACUGGUGGUGAUACACAAGUACAAUACUUUUUUAUCAAACAUUCUAGACAUGAACUGAAAACCCUCUUGCUGCUGGAGACAGAUAGGAGCCUAAACUACUACAAAAGAGAUUUUCACAUAAAAAUGAAGAACAAGUAACAAUUAUGACUUCUAACUUAACUUUGUCUGUAAUGACAUUCCAAAAGGUGGAUACUUCUUAAAAGGCUUGCAGAAUUGAAUGUCCUGGACUGUUUCCUAUUUCAUUAUUGCAGAGUGAAACCACACAAGGUUGAAGCAUUGUGCUUUAUUCCUUUACAUAAAUUUAACUUUUAAAAUCUUAGAACAUAUCAAAUCUUGGAUAAUUUUAAUGGGAUAAAUACCACUCUACCUUCUACCCCAGUCCUGCACAUGAAACCUAAUUAAAAUCACUAGAAUGGGCUGGUAUAACUGAGAGUAGAAUUUCAUACCUCUGAACAGAUUUAAGCAGAAAGUAUUACCAUUGGCAAUCUGACUACAUUUGAAAAUUAAAUAUGCUGCUAUUAUUUUAUGGUAAUUUUACAUUUCUGUGGAAUAUGUAGUUAACAUUAAUGUUCCCUAUAAUUAUUUAAUUAUUUUGAUGCAAUAGUGAUAAUGUUGCAGAACUAUGAUAUUGUACUAACUGAAAAUUACUGUCAAAGGCCAUAGAUAUUGUACUGUAAUGCAUCCACUGACAGUAUAUACAGAAAUGUAUUGGCCCUCUUUCCUAUGCAAAAAGUUACUUCAUCAUUAAAUUUCUUCAACAAUGAUUAAACUGCUAAAUUUUAAACUGCCAAAGAUGUCUGGAGAGAGUAAUCAUGAGUCAUUCUUAUUUUAAAAUUGUGUGUAGAAAAUUAAAAAUGUGUUUUAAUUUUAUAUGUUACUUGAAAGGUUGAAAUAUUGAAGUAUUAAUAAACAGACAGUAUUUUUAGAUCAAUUAUAUGAAGGCAUUUUGUGAAAUAUUUGUGCUACAGAAGUGAAAUAUGAUUUCCUGUUAGGCCAUGUAUUUACUUGUAACUGGAAUAGCAUGUUGACUUGCUAUUUAAUAUUUUGUAGUGUUCUUUAAGGACCAAUUUGUUCUAACAAGACACUGUUAAGCCUGAAGGUAAACGAUGCUCAUGCAUUUAGCAAACUUUAUAUCCAGUAUAUGUUUAGUCCCACAAGGGAUCUUUAUUCAUGUGACCAAACACAUUGAUUUCUAUGAACUCUAUAAACCAUAGGCUUCUCAUUGGAAAAAUACCUGAGGCUAAUUGUUUAGUUUAGAUUGCCUAAAUAUGAGCAAUUAAAUUAAUUUAGACAUCUUAGUUACUUAGUAGAAUAAAUACAUAUUUUGGGGAAUAUUCUGCUAUAAAAUUAUUUUUGUGUAACUUUAUAUAAAUUGCUUAACCUGCCUAAUGAAAAUAAGUAAUGAAAUAAGCCUAAUUUCUCUUUAUAAUUGUACAUUUUAAAAAAUAGAGCUUAAUAUGUGAUACAGAAUUGUACACAUAUUAUAAAAUGGAGACUUGUAUGUAUUUAGCAACAGAUUAUUUCUUUUCCGUGGAUAUUAAAGUAUUCUUUCUUAACAUUGUCUAAAACAGAGUUCUAUCAUAGGUUCCAUGUGUCUUUAAUUUUAUCUUAAAAUUCUAUUAACAUGUUGCAACUCUGUACAAGUUAAUUAAGUGCACAUGUUCUUGAAUUAUUUAGAGUUUUUGAGUUAUUUAGAGAUUAAUUAUUUUGUAAUUGUUUUUCAAGUUCUUUAGCUUGUGGUAAUGGUUACUGUGAAUUGUUGCCACAUUUAAUUUUUUGUUCCAACAUUGUAAAUUAUAUGAUGUGCCAAGAAUAUUUUUAUUUGGCAUUAAUUGCCUAUAAAAUAGUGUGUCUUUGUGUUUGUGUCUGUAUGGUAUUAGCUGCCCAACUGGCAUUAAAGGAAAUAGUUAAUAUAAGGCAAUGAGUUCCUCAGUGGCAAUAAAUUUCACGGGUAUGAAUAUAGUUAGGAAACAGUUUUCCUCUCAAAGUUAGAUAUAUCAGGUGCAUAAAAAUUAGUUAGAUUGAAUUUUUCAGUGUAGUAUUUUCACAUAUGCAGUGGUAAUGAAUGCAUCUGCAUAGUUCCUUGCAGACAGUGCAUCUCCUAAUACACAAGGUUUUGAUUUUUUGGCUGUUCAUCCUGUAGUAUUUUCUGUCAAUAUAAUGAAUAAUGUUGCUGUACUGAUAUUGUAUCACCAUAUGAUACUGCUUGAAUUAAUUAGAUUACAGCCUUUAAAAUAAGUGACACAUUUAACUGACUUGAACAAUGAUCUCUGUCAUUAUAUAUUGUUUCUCAUGCCUUGUUGGCAGUGUCUUACCGUAAGCAUAAUAUGUCUCCCUUGUGUAAUAUUCUCUUUGUAGCUGUGUUUGUCAGACUGUUCGUGCUGUCUCUCUGAACAGGGCUAUUAUAAAUUAUUAGUAAUGCUCUUAUCUAUUUUUCCACAGACUGUGUUUUACACAAAAAUCAAUAAAAAAAAUCAAUGUAAGGUA